UCUCAAUGUAUAUAAACUGGACGAUUGCCCAUGAUCUUCACAUUUCGUCGACUCAAUUUGUGUCUACAACAUGAAGUCGAAAAUUGUCUUCUUCCUCCUAGUGGGCCUCGUCUGUGGACAUCCUGGAACAUCCUAUGACACUCCAGGUUGGGAAAACGACAUAGAAUAUAUCUACAAAGUCAAUGGACGAACAUUAGCUAGGCCAUAUGAGACAUCAGAUCAAUAUUCUGGUAUCUUGAUAACCGCAAACCUCAAAAUCCAACCAAAGUCCGAUGGAAAAUUGCAAGGUUUGAUUUCGGAAUCCAAAUACAGCCACGUUCAUUCAAAAUUACCUCAUGGGUUUAACAGUUUCAUUCCUGACUCUGAACUGGUUUGGAGACCUUUGGAUUUGUCUUCGAAACCUUUCCAGAUUGAAAUGGAAGCAGGAGUCAUUACUGACCUCAUUGUCAGCAAAGACAUGUCAGAGUGGCAAGCCAACAUCUUGAAAGGAAUUGUGAGCCAGUUCCAACUGAAUACCAACGCCAGAAAUCCAUCUUCCGGUUUCCAGCAAAGCUUACCAGACGGCGAGAAAAAUUCUGCUAUUUUUGUAACAAUGGAGGACACCGUUUCUGGAAAAACAUCGACUCUGUAUGAAAUCAGACCAAUACCUAAACACGUGGUUCAGUACAACAAACAAGAGUCCAAAUAUCUGGAUUUCGUAGGUGAUGGUGAAGUUAUUGAAGUUGUUAAACACAAAAACUACAGUGAACACAUGGAACUUCCCUCAUACUUUUAUGGAUUUGGAGGUAUGGAAUUAUUCAGAGAAUCUGCAGGAAAAGCCGCAACAAACAGUAUGGGCCGCUUCAUCACCAGAGAUACCAUAAGCCGCGCCGUACUUACAGGUUCAUUGAGGGAGUACACCGUACGUUCUUCUGUAACUACAAAUAAAGUUUUCGUGAGUCCUAACAUGUACGAAGCACAGAGAGCGUCAGUAAUCAGCGUCAUGAACGUCACCUUUGAAUCUAUGGGAGCUCCGACACAAAAUAUCCCAGAGGUACCUAGACCCGUGAGGCUUGGUAACCUGGUGUACACCUACACCACUCUUUCCCAAACUGAUGGAGUUCACGAAAAACAACCCUACUACAAAUCCAAAGAUUUUGAAUCGGAGUAUUCCGCGAGCAACUUUUUGGCUAGAGACAGACGAGAUGGUGAAGAAUACCAUGAAAAAGACUAUAAAAGCUACAAACUUACGAAACCAAAGUUGAGUGAAGCACCACGAAAUCCCUUCCAGCCCUUCUCAUCGGGAUUCAAAGGAAAGUCUAUUAAAGAAAAAAUAAAUGUAGUAGAGAGUGUGCAAAAGUUGGCUAGGGAAAUCGGCAAUAGCGUUGAGAAUUCAGGAAGUAGCGAAAACGAAAAAGACCUAGAUAAAUACGUGAUGCUGAUCUCCCUGAUAAGGAUAAUGAAUUUCAAUGAAAUUGAAUCUACAACUAGUGCCCUUUAUAGUAAUGCUGAGCAAGGUCCGAAACGAGCCACUUGGAGCAUUUAUAGCGACGCAGUCUCUCAAGCAGGCACUGGACCCGCUCUGCUUUGCAUCAAGCACGCCAUCGAAACCAACAAGCUCAAAGGGGAAGAAGCCAGUUCUGCCAUUUCCACCAUGGCUAACGCCAUUCGUGAACCAACUCUGGAUUACUUGAAGGAUUUCUUCGAGCUCAUCAAAGCACCCCAAGUUCAGUCAGAGUGGCCUUUGAACGACACCGCUCUGUUGAGCUUCACUGACCUCAUUCGUCGGGUAUACUUUGAAGAGCAGUUCUCAGACAAUCAGUACCCUGUGAAGACUUUUGGCAAGUUCAGAAGCAAAGAAGGAGAGAAUUUCGUUGAAGAGGAAGUCAUUCCAUACCUUAGAACUCAUUUGAAUGAAGCAAUUGCUCAGGCUGAAACUCACAAAAUCCAUGCUUUCAUCCGUGCAAUAGGCAACACCGGUCACCCCUACAUUUUAACUAUUUUCGAACCAUACUUGGAAGGUCGCAAACAAAUCUCUCAAUUCCAACGAUUUCUAAUGAUAAUUUCUUUGGAAAAGCUUGUGAUGACUCAUCCAAAACUCGUACUGCCUGUUCUCGUUAAAGUGUACCAGAAUCCCGGGGAAACUCCAGAAGUACGAAUGGCAGCGGUGUAUCAAAUCAUGCGUUGUUCCCCAAAACCAGAAGUUCUCCAAAUGAUGGCUUCGUACACUAACACUGAUCCUCAAGAACGAGUUAAUGCCGCUGUCAAAUCUUCAAUUGAAAGUGCAGCUAGAUUAGAAGGGCCCGAAUUCCAUACUUUGAGCUACGCAGCGCAAACUGCUUUGCCUCUUCUAACUAAAAAAGUGUAUAACCUGCAGUUUGGAGCUAACCAUCUUCGCAGCUAUGUCGACGAGGAGUUGAAAAUGUCAUACAAGCAGAAUGCUCAGAGUUUCGGAAGCGACGACGCAUUAUUGCCAAAAGGUUUCAGAUACACAUUACGAGAAAAUUUGAACGGUAUGAAAACCAGAUUGGGAAAUGUUCAGUCAUUCGUAUCAAGUACCGAAGAGUUACUACAUGUAUUUGCUAAACACUACGCUAACUACGAACGAAAAGAGAAAGAACAGGAGGAACAAUUCCCAGUGCAACAACGGUACCCCUGGUCCAGCGCUUACAUAAACGAUAUUCUGUACCUUAAACCAGCAGAACGUGAACAGCUCGAAGGAACUCUGUUGGCACAAAUUGGUUCUUACUACAGAAUGUUUUCUUUUGACAACUUGACUAUUGCCCGAUUCCCUGAAGCUAUCCGCGAAUUGGAGGAGAAACUGAACAGAGGCAUGCACUUUGACAGGAUCAAUGUGAUGAACGACAGAGAAAUGACCGUUUCCUUCCCAACUGAAAUGGGUGUGCCUUUCAUUUUCACACGUGAUGAACCUAUCAUGAUGAAGGUUCAAGGAAAGAUCUCCGCUGUUUCAACCCCCAAAUUGUACCAAUCAAGCGGAAAAGUUUCCAAACCUGACAGUGUACGUGUGAGUGCAGAUAUGAGUAUCAGUGUUUCGAAAAAGAUUCAGAGCCGUUUGAUAAUUACUACACCUUUCGACAGCCAUCAAUUCAUAUCUGGGUACGACAAACAUUCUCAAGUAUACUUACCUGUUGGUGGUAACCUAGAAAUUGAUAUUAAGAACAUGGAAACUCGAAUGGAACUCGUACCCAAGAAAACUGAAAGUGAAUGCAAUCUCUACCACUACGCGACUUGGCCUUAUACCUCGAAGAGUGAAAUUGUCAACUUGGAACCACUAUCUUCUCAGUCCAAUACAAAAGUCAUCAAACCAGACGAAUAUAUUUACAAUUAUGAGAGCAAAUUCGGAAAGAGAGAGACUGGAAUGGUAUUCAAAGUUGAAAUCCAACACGAAAGAGGCUUCCUGAACAGUGCUUCUCUUUGGCAACUUCUCACUCAAAGAAACUUCAUAUCUGGCAUGUCCAAAUUGUGGAAUGACAACACUAUUCAAUACAGCAGGAUCGCAGUAUCAUACCUUCCAAAAGAAUCCCCCAUUCGCAAAGCUGUUCUCCGUUUGGGAUACAAACAGCAAUACACAUCCGAAAGUGAGCCUGAACUGUACUCAAAAUUCAGUUUGGAUAACUACAGCAAAUCCUCUGACCGUCAACAGAAAAUGAUUGAGAUAGUUUCAGCGGGAAUCGAAAAAGUGAUGGCUCGCUCCAUCGAUGUUUCCGCAGAUUUUCACGGAGAUCACACCAUGAAGUACGUUCUCACCGGAGCUGUUGGUAAAAGUAACAUGGACCCCAAAUCUCGCAUUAUUGUCUCUUACAAGAACAGCUCUGACAGCUUCUCAGCGGGAUCGUAUGAAGUCCAUUUUACUGCUAAGAGCUACAUACCAAAUACCAACGCGCUCAACAUGGAUUAUGCUUUUGAUACUGAACCAGUCGCCGAUACAGAUGUGGAGUUCAGAUUUGGACCAUCCCAAGAACCUUUCUCUAAAAUCGAUGUUCAAUUCAGACUCCGCAGGAGUGAAGAACGUAAACAGUACUUGAAAAAACUUCCAAUGUACAGCCAAUGUAGGAAAGAAAUGAAGAAUGGAAAUUACCAAAUGCCAGUUUGUGUUAAUAUGACGAUGUCUGCUAAUCUUCUGGACAAUAUCACCAUGCACGUUGUGUCCAAAAACUUGAAGCCAGAAUCACAAGAAGCGAUCGUCACAUUGUACGAAGCCAUACGGUUCUACUACCUUCCAAAUCUUAGAAUAUCCAGAAGGCAAUCAUCGCUGAGCCCCCAUGAAGUUAUGAUGAAAGCUCGAUUCCAUCCUGAUUUGAAAUUCGUCAACGUCUCCAUAGAAACCCACACUCAAGAAUCUAACAUCACAAACAUUCCAGUUAGUGAAUUAGCCAGGAAAACAUUCGUUUCUCAUCCAGUAUUCCACCUAAAGUCCCGUUACAUGAGCCACUUUUUCUCCAACGGAUACUUCAGACCAAUGUGUGUUGUUGACAAAAGCAAAGUGGUGACCUUCAGUAACCUAACCUAUCCAGCCAAAAUCUCCAAACAUUGGACUGUGAUGCUCCAGUACGUUCCCAAAGAAUCCCGCCUUGAACCACAACAUACCAUCGAAACACAGCUGAGGUCUCAACUUGAAAACUAUGCUGUUCUUGUUCGUCAGGAUGCUGAUUCGUCCAAGAAAGACUUCAAGAUCACCGUCAGUUCACCGAAAACGAAAUUCAGAGUAGUUGAUAUUGAACUGAGAACCAAAGCUCAACCAAGAGCUUCAGAACCAAGAGUGCGAGUGAUAAUCAAUGGAAAAGAUGUACCAAUAAACGAAAAUGAGAGCUACGACAUGCAUGAGAACUACAUUCAAAUCUAUGCUUUACCAAACAGAGAAGUCAAGGUGGAAAUAUUGAAUGCAUUCUACAUGGUUUACGAUGGCGAACGAGCAAGGCUUUCUAUCACUGACAACAAAUUCAAGGACUCCACUCGGGGACUGUGUGGACAGUUCAACCAGCAGAAAAAUGAAGAUUUCCUCACGUCCGAAAACUGCAUUGCUCGAGAUCCCUCAAAGUUCGUCAAGAGCUUCGAAGCUGAAGGAGAGGAAGGAAAGAAAGUAAGGGACGAAUUCUCGCAGAAAACAAUGCAGUGUGUGGACAGAGAAAUUCCGUCAUAUGUUGACGUAGUAAGCAAUGAUGUGGGUUAUUCGAGUUACUAUUCUAAAUCCUCUAUCCACCACUCUAAAUGCACAGUUUUCCAGACAAGAUACGUUCAACAGAAUGGAGACAUUUGUUUCACGAUCCGCGCUUUGCCAGUUUGCAGCAGUCAUUGCCACGCCACCGGCUACGUCAGCAAAAAUGUACCUGUUCAUUGUGUACACAAGUCACACGUUGCUGAGUUGUGGAAGUCUCAGAUCGACAAAGGAUCCAGCCCUGACUUCUCUAACAAGGAAGAACAUAAGUCAGUCUCUGUGAGAGUUCCCCAAAAUUGUUCACAAUAGAUCGUUAUGUAUAAUGUUAUCCAAUCGAAUAUAUAUACAACAUGUACAAUUUUUAACUUAAGCGCAAUCAAAAAAUGUAAAAAAAAUAAAAAAUAAAUUACUGAUUCAAGUAAUA
Leptinotarsa decemlineata (Colorado potato beetle) is the source of this 5579-nucleotide messenger RNA. Its product is annotated as vitellogenin-like. NCBI's taxonomy places the organism in Eukaryota, Metazoa, Arthropoda, Insecta, Coleoptera, Chrysomelidae. The record is from RefSeq and is a predicted model, not a curated record.